Messenger RNA from Pleuronectes platessa (European plaice), 1924 nucleotides. Its product is annotated as C-type lectin domain family 10 member A. Bases 65 to 1102 code for a protein of 345 amino acids. The transcript has 10 exons. NCBI's taxonomy places the organism in Eukaryota, Metazoa, Chordata, Actinopteri, Pleuronectiformes, Pleuronectidae. The record is from RefSeq and is a predicted model, not a curated record.
UGAUUAAUAUUCAAAGCAAACUAAUGAUGCAGAACGAGGAAAGCUGUGAACUUUUAGUGAAGUGAUGAGUGGACGGUUUCAUAUAAACGAAGAGAAGAAGACAAGUCCUCAGAAAACAACCAGAUUCUUCUUCAUCCAACUUCAACAAGUGAGGAAACAGACAGAGACGAUGAUACGUCACCUGCGCAUGAAGGAACAAGACGAGAGCGUCCAAUGGGCUGACGAGCCUCAGCCUGUCCCUGUCUCAGGUGUCUCCAGGUUGAGACGUUGGAUAGUUCCUGCUGUCUCAGUGACAGUCAUCCUGGUUCUGAUCAUUAAUCUGGGAGUUAGCUAUGUGACGACGUCAUAUCGUCUGUGGUCUGUAGAGACGAGAGUUUCCAACCUGAGCAACGUUAUUGAGACACUUAGCGCCUCACUGCAGAACGCUCAAGAUGUGACAACGUCAAAUCGUCUGCGGUCUGUAGAGACGAGAGUUUCCAACCUGAGCAACGUUAUUGAGACACUUAGCGCCUCACUGCAGAACGCUCAAGAAUCUGCUGAAGAAGCUCAGCGGCUGCAUUCUGCUGUGGAGGACCGGCUGACCUCAGUGUUGGAGGAGUUGAAAAAGCUGUCGGCCAUUGACUCUCUGAGCAGGAGUCCUACUUCGAUGAAAUGUUCCCUCAAACAAAUCAUCAACGACAGCUCAGGGUUGGAUGGUUGUUGUCCUCCUGAUUGGAAACUCUCUGGCUUGAGUUGUUAUUUCUUCAGCCGUUCCCCUUUGUCCUGGAAUGAUUCCAGAGCCUGGUGUGAGGAUCAAGAAUCUCACCUGGUCAUACUCUCCUCGGACAGGGACUGGGACUUCGUGACCCGUCACAGUGUUCCUGAUUUUUUCUGGGUGGGUCUCAGUGAUUGGAGAACUGGAAUGUGGGAGUGGGUGGACCAGACUCCGUACUCCAUGGACAGCAGACGGUGGGGACCGGGUCAGCCUGACAGCUGGACCGGUCACGGCCUCGGGCCCGGAGAUGAAGACUGUGCUCACCUGCACAGGGACGGACGCCUCAACGACCGGCACUGCAUUCAUCAGAUGCGGUUCAUCUGCCAAAAGCUCAGCGGUGACCCUUGAGCAUCCGCCCCGGCUCCGCCCACACGCGUGUUCACAGAUCAAAAACUAGAACUAGAAUUAUCAGUGACGAGCGGCUGUCAGAACCAAAUAUAAACCAGAACCAAAGAUGUCUGACGUUAUAAUAAACAAUUUGGAAAAUAAGUGUUUUCCUCCCUUUUGUACAAAAUGCAGUGGAGUACACAAAGCUGCCAACUUGAAAGACGAGGAGGUUCCUCCGCCCCUCGCCUGCAUGUUCUCCACAUGUUGUUGCUGCUGCUCCACAUUAGAAACACUAUGUGUUUUUCUCUGUCAAUCUCGAGUUUCAAGUCUUCAACACAGGAUGUUCAUUUUGUAAAUUAUGGUCUAUUUAGAGUCAAAUAGAGCAUAAAGCUAGUGUUGGCGAGAUGAAGCAGUGACGAUUUCCAUCCAAUUGGUUCACUCAUGGGCUGAAGCAUCAUGGCGCUUCAUUUGCUCUACUGCAUCAUCAAUUGGACAAUACAUGUAAAACAGGCAGAGUGAUUAUAAUGACACCAUGGCUUUGGUGUGUGAAUUUGAAUUGAUUAAAUGAAUGAAUGAUGUUUGUGAUGCCAAUACAUACAUUAUGAACUCAUUAAUAUGGUGUCUGUCUUUAAGAUACAAUGGCGGGGUCAAAAGGGAAAGUGGAAACAAAUUGGGCAGAGGGUUGUGAUGUGAGUGUGCUUGUGUGACUUGGGACAACAUGUUACAUAAAAUAGGGACAUUUUAUACAUUUUUAUUGAAAAAUAACAUCUUUUCCACAGUGCUGGGUUACAGGCGGUUUAUUUUUUAUGCAAAAAAAUGUGCAAUAAACUCCCUAGUCCACAA